AUGCAGGUGCAGACGGGAGGAAACACAGGCUGUUUAGAAAAGCUGAGAAUGAACACAAAUAGCGCGAGUCUGGGGUUCUGUGGUGCUGUGUUCAUCAUGGUGAAGGGCGCUGUGGGUGCAGGACUCCUCAACUUUCCCUGGGCUUUCUCCCGAGCUGGAGGAGUUUACGCUGGAGUCACAGUGCAGAUGUUUUGUCUCGUAUUCCUCGUUAGUGGACUGAUUAUCCUGGGCUACUCCUCCUCCAUCAGUGGCCAGAGCACAUACCAAGGUGUGAUGGGACACAUUUGUGGGCCUGCUAUAGGCAAACUGUGUGGGAUCUGCUACGUCUUUGAGGUCUUCAUGAUCUGUGUGGCUCAACUGGUUUUAUUGGCAGACCAGCUUAAAAAAUUGAGUCCUUCCAUAUAUGAGCUGAUCACAGGUUCAACUGGGAAUGAGAUGCCUUAUCAUUGGUACACAGACCAGAGGUUUACGCUUUUCCUCAUGUGUGUCUUUGUCAUUUUUCCUCUCUCAAUUCCUAAAGAGAUUGGGAUACAGAAGUAUAUCAGUGCAUUCGGCACUUUAGCUGCCAUCUGUUCGACUGUAGCUAUUGUUGUAAGAUAUUACACAAGAACACUCCCCGAGGGCCACCUGUCCCCUUCAUACAAGAGUGGGAUGGGCUUCUGGGCUUCCAUGUUCAGUGUCCUCCCCACAAUCUGCUUUGGCUAUCAGUGUCAUGAGUACUGCAUUCUCAUCUACAGCAGUUUGGAGAAUAAGAAGCUCUCUUACUGGGCCAGAAUCUCAUUAGUGUCUCUGUUCAUUUGCUUUGUUAUCUACACUCUAACUGGUAUCUAUGGGUAUCUCACCUUUGGGAUGAAUGUUGCUGCUGAUGUUCUCAUGUCAUACAGUGAAGCUGAUGUCUUUAUGCUCAUUGCAAGGUUACUCUAUGGGAUCUCAGUUAUAACCAGCUACCCCAUUGCUCUUGUAUUUGGAAGGUUGGGAAUUCAGGAUCCAUUACUGCAGGACAAAGAGAUUGAGUCCUAUGAAACCUACAUCAGAGUUUUCUUGACUGCGGUGUGGAUCGUGUUCAGUCUCCUCAUUGCUCUGUUUAUACCAGGCAUUGACAAAUGCAUCAGCAUUAUUGGUAGCAUUAGUACAUUCUUCAUCUUUGUCUUCCCAGGGCUUUGUUUAAUAUUUGCCAUGCAAUCUCAGCUGAUGUCAGCAAGACUAAGGUGGAUUUUAAUUGCAUGGGGAAUGAUCACAAUUUUUUUGGGCAUAUUAAUUUUUGGACAGAGCACUUUCUUUGCUAUUAUGCAGGUCUUUCAUGAGCUAUGA
Neoarius graeffei (lesser salmon catfish) is the source of this 1311-nucleotide messenger RNA. It is a transcript of the gene slc38a8a, whose product is annotated as solute carrier family 38 member 8a. The transcript has 10 exons. Lineage: Eukaryota; Metazoa; Chordata; Actinopteri; Siluriformes; Ariidae. Gene Ontology annotation, biological process: amino acid transmembrane transport. Gene Ontology annotation, molecular function: amino acid transmembrane transporter activity. The coding region runs from base 1 to 1311 and encodes 436 amino acids. The record is from RefSeq and is a predicted model, not a curated record.